AUGGAUUGGCUCCCUCACCGAACAGCUGCUUUUCUGUUCCUUUUGUCGGUACUCUUGGAUUUCAGCACAGGAUUUCAUGUAGAGGUAAAAGAGUGGGAUGAAAAUGGAAUGGCAAGAUGGAAAACCUUUAGAAGACAAAAACGUGAAUGGAUCAAAUUUGCUGCAGCUUGUAGAGAAGGAGAAGAUAAUUCCAAGAGGAAUCCAAUUGCCAGAAUCCGAUCUGAUUGUGAAGAAGACAAUCCAAUCACAUACAGCAUCUCUGGAGUUGGAAUUGAUCGUGCACCCUAUGGAAUAUUUGUUGUUAACCCAAGAACAGGAGAAAUUAAUAUAACAUCAAUAGUGGAUAGGGAAGUAACACCAGUAUUUGUUAUACGUUGCUUUGCUAAACACUCGGUGACCGGUGUAGAUUUGGAACCACCUCUUGAACUUCGAGUCAGAGUCCUGGAUAUAAAUGAUAACCCUCCUGUAUUUGCACAAACUGUAUUUACAGGAUCUGUUGAAGAGAGCAGCAUGGACAAUACCCUGGUGAUGAAAAUCAUUGCAACAGAUGCAGAUGAACCUAACCAUUUGAAUUCUAAAAUUGCCUUCAAAAUAGAGAGUCAGGAACCUUCUGGUCCCCCCAUGUUCAUUAUGAAUAAAUACACAGGAGAACUCCAUCUUGCAAAUUAUCUUGACAGAGAGCAACAUAGUAGUUACACUCUGGUUGUGAAAGCAUCAGACCGGGAUGGGGCUGCAGAUGGAAUAUCAUCCCUUUGUAGCUGUAACGUGAAAGUUAUCGAUGUUAAUGACAACUUUCCAACUCUUGCUCAAAGCUCUUUUUCAGCAAGUAUUUCAGAAAAUUCACUCAGUUCAGAACUGCUACGAAUACAAGCUCUGGAUGCUGAUGAAGAGUUUACAGACAAUUGGUUAGCAGAGUUUUUCUUUAUAUCCGGUAAUGAAGAUAACUGUUUUGAAAUUGUUACAGAUCGAGCUACAAAUCAAGGAAUUCUCAGAGUAAUUAAGGAACUGGAUUUUGAACAUAUCAGAACUCACUCACUGAUGAUUGGCGUCAGGAAUGUAGCUGCCUUCCACCACUCUGUUGCACAUGAGUACCAAAUAUUUGGAACACCUCUCACAGUAGAAGUAAAAAAUUUGAUUGAACCACCAAGAUUUCAUCCAUCUUCAGUUGUGUUUUCCCUGGCAGAAGGUGCAAGAGUGAAUUAUGUUGUAGGAACAUACACAGCCAUGGAUGAGGACACUAGAACUGUUGCGACAAAUGUUGUAUAUAGUAUAGGACGUGAUCCAGCUGCCUGGUUCAGAAUCAAUCAAAACACUGGUGAAAUCACACUGAACAAAGUUAUUAACCGGGAUUCAGUCUAUGUAGUCAAUGGGCAGUACCAAGCAGAGGUUCUGGCUAUCACCAGAGGGGUUCCUCGAUAUACUGCUACUGGUACCGUUGUUCUUUCAAUAGAUGGCAUCAAUGCCAAUUGCCCAAGUAUUAAUACUGAGAUGAGGAAAGUAUGUAUGCAUUCCCCAUCAGUGAUUAUCUCAGCAAAGCAGAGGGAUGGUGAUCUCUAUGCUACCCCCUUUACAUUCAGCAUACAUGGUGAACCUCAGACUACAUGGAUUAUCAGACGAAUAAAUGAUUCCUCUGCAGAACUAGUGGGCCAGAACAUAGACUUUUACCUUUAUAGGAUCUAUGUCGUUGUAAGAGACAGCCAAGGCCGGCGCUGUGCUAGACCACACAUAAUUCCUGUGCAAGCCUGCCAGUGUGAUAGUCGGAAUUACUGCACCAGUGGGGCCACAAGAAUAAUUAUCAUUGGUGGUGGUGGUGGUGGUGGAGGUGUUGAUUAUGACCAGAAUAGACCUUUUGAAGACCACACAGAAUGGCAGGGUUAUACUGACGGCUAUGAUGGAGGUGAGGAAGGAUACACUGCCUCCACUGAUGACGGUUAUGCUGGAAAUGAAAAUUAUGGCCGACAACUCGAAUCCAAUACCACACUUAGUGGGGCUGCCAUCGGCCUGAUGUUUCUCGGUGGAUUAAUAUUUGUUUUGAUUCCAAUUUUGAUGUCAAUGAGUGACUGUUGUGGCUGUGGACCUGGCGCUGCAGGAGGAGUUGGAACUGGAUUUGAACCUGUACCUGAAUGCACAGAAGGAGCAAUUCAUCCAUGGGGAAUAGAAGGUGCACAGCCUGAAGACAGGGAUGUCUCGCACAUUCUUGCCCCAACAACUGCUGCAGGAGGUGAUUUUGGUGAACCUUCUGAUAUAUAUAAUAACACAUAUGGAGGAGGAGGAGUAGUAGCUUCUGGUGUUGAAGAAACUACAGGUGUUGGCUAUGGCACUGGUACUGGCUACGGAACAGCUGGAGGAAUUUCUGGAACAGGGGAAGCAAAAGGGUCAAUUGGAGGAACAAUAAAAGAGUAUCGAGAAGGAGGAGUGAACAUGGCCUUCCUGGACAACUAUUUCUCUGAGAAAGCAUUUGUGUAUGCAGACGAAGAUGAAGGUCGGCCGGCAAAUGACUGCCUAUUAAUUUAUGAUCAUGAAGGAGUCGGUACUCCAGUUGGCUCUGUGGGUUGCUGCAGCUUUAUUGGAGAAGAUACAGAUGAAACAUAUUUGGAUACAUUAGGACCAAAAUUUAAGACCCUAGCAGAGAUCUGUCUCGGCAAAGAGAUUGAACCUUUCCCUGAUGUCAACCCACCCUGGCCAGGCGUCGUCAACAUUCCCUUCCCCAGCCCUGAAAGUGAUCUAAACCUCCCUCCACCUGGCACCACCAUCGUUGUCAAUGGAAGCGCACCCAUGCCUGCCCCAGUUGGCACUACAACAGUUGUCACUGAAAACACCUACACGUCUGGGACAACCAUACAGCCCCCAAGGCCAAUGCCAGAUCCCUUGCUCCACGGCAACAUGACGGUGACCGAGACCUACACCUCUGGCUCCCCCUCUCUUUGCGUUGACCCUCUGCGUGCAUCCAACGUCGUGGUGACAGAGAGGGUUGUGGGGCCUGCGUCUGCCUCUGAAUUGCGUGGCAUGCUAGAUAUCCCCGACCUCACAGAGGGCUCCAACGUCAUCGUCACGGAAAGAGUAAUCGCGCCUAACUCCCGACUGCCGGCAUCUCUGAGCAUUCCUGAUUUGGUAGAUGGGUCCAAUGUGGUAGUGACAGAAAGGGUGUUCAGGCCUGCCUCCGGCAUGCCGGGCAGCCUAAUAAAUAUCCCCUCAGAGUUAUCCAACGCCCACAACGUGGUGGUCACAGAGAGAGUAGUGUCAGGGUCUGGGAUGAGCAGCCUAGGAGGAACAAGUCUGGGAGGAGCAAAUCUGGGGGGCAUGAGCAGCACGGGUCAGAUGCUCAGUGCCGACUGUCACCUUGGCCAGGGAAUGGGCACGGCAUCUCCAGGCACCUCCCGGAGACGAGUGACAAAGUACAGCACCGUGCAGUACUCCAGUCAGUAGGGCCUCUGCUGGCACCCCUUCCUGCUGAAAUCGCCAUUUGCACCAACACUCAUUAGCUGCCACCCAUCAAGAAUAUUGUUAUUAUUUAUAACUAAGAAAUAGCGCUAAAAUUUCAGGGAUUUCUGCUUGUGUGAGGAUCUCUGACGGGUGCCCCAUUUUGAGUUCAAAUGCAGGACUUUGUCAGUGAAGGGAAAAUAGAAGUUAGCUUUAAAUUUCUUUCUCUCCACCUAGCACUGCAAGUGUAUAAAGAGACUAGUAUUUUUGGAGAGUUAUCUGAUGAUCGAGGAGAGCAGUGAGAGAGGAUCCUUGCGUGCACACAGUACCAGCAUAAAUUAAUGUCAUACAAAAGCACGUUAAAAUACUGUGCAGCUGAGUGAUCUCUCACAAUAAGCAGAUUUGGGUUAAUAGGCCCUCACUGACAAGAGAGGAAAAGAAUGUAGUUAAUAAUUAGUCAACUCAAGACUAAAUAAGCACUUUUAAACGCAUCAUUUUACUUUGUAUGUAAUUCAAGAAGCGCUACAAAACGGCACUUUCAACCAUUCCUCCCAUCACCAACAAUAGUUAUAAAUAAUAAUUAUAUAAACAUAAUACACUUCCAUUGCUUUCUGAAGUUCUCAGUAAACAAACACCUUGACACAGCCUGCCAUGCUGUUCCUAUCAUGGUGAGGAGCAAUUUGUCGCAGCUGCUGCUGCUGCGUUGACACUGUCACCCAAGAAGAUGUUGGCUUCAUCCUUUCUCCAUUGCCAUUACAGCUUUGCUUAAAUCCAAAAGGACUUCAGUGACAACCAGGAACUCUUA
Molecule: messenger RNA, 4225 nt
Organism: Sturnus vulgaris (Common starling)
Lineage: Eukaryota; Metazoa; Chordata; Aves; Passeriformes; Sturnidae
Source: RefSeq, a predicted model, not a curated record